AUGAAAAAAUUCCAUCCACCAUCAACAACAAUUCAAUCCACUUACAUUGUUCCACCACCAGGAAUGAACACACCACACUCCAGUAGUAGUAAUAGUGGUGGUGGUGCUAAUAGAAGUGGUUCAUCCCAUUUGAAUAAUAAUAAUACUCCUCCUCAUUCUUCUCCUAUUACUGCUGCUAAUACUACAACAAGUUUUAAACGAUCAUCGAGUUCUGAAGCACAGACACCUCAAGAUCACUUUUCAGAUGUACACGUUCUCGAUGAAGAUGAAGUAGAAUUGAGAAGUGUGGAUGGUAGUAGUAGUUCUCAUUUACAACAGCAUCAGUCUCGUAGUCGUCAUCAUCAUCAUUAUAGUAGUCAUGAAGAUGAUUAUACUCCCACGACUCCUGCCAUUCUUGAAGAUUUUCAAAAUGAUGAUUUCAUUCCGAGUAGUCAUCAUCAUCCUAUUCAUACAAUGACUAGUACUACUACUUCUGAUACUUUUGCAACCACCAACCACCAUCCAAAUUCUUCUUCUUCAUUUCAUACAAAAAGGAGAAAUAACAACAACAAUUCUUUCAACAUUUCUUCCUCCACCUCGUUUGAACAAAUUAAUACCUUAAACAUGUUAAAAAUUAUUGAAAGUGCUCAUAAUUUUGAAAACAAGUUGAAUGAAUUGAAACAACAACAAUUAGAUAAGCAACAUCAACAACAUUUCAUAAGAUCCAAAUUAUUGACACUUCAUGGAUUUAAAACAGCAUUUAAAAAAUACACCAAUUUUAAUGUUCAGAAAUAUGUAUGGACAUACUUGUUUGUAUUGGGAGUGGUUGGUGGACUGGUCGUGUUCUUACAAGAUUUACUCAUUUCAUAUAUAUUUUUAGGAAGAGAGGAAUUAAUUAAUCAUUUUAGUGGAAUGGAGAAUGAAUCUGCUAAAUUCACAGUUCAAUUACUCAUGUGGGUUCUCUACACUUUACUCUUUGUUGUUUGUGCCUUGUUCAUCACUGCAUGGGUAGCACCUACUGCUGAAGGAUCUGGUAUUCCACCUGUGAAGGCUAUAUUGACUGGUGUGGAUUCCUUAAAAGAUCCAAUUUCUUUCAAAACACUCAUUGUCAAGGUAUUGUGUCUUCCAAUGGUUCUUGGAGUUGGAAUGAUGGUUGGAAAAGUUGGACCAACCAUUCAUAUUGGUGCUGCACUUGCUGAAAAUUUAUUACAACUUGGAAUAUUUUCAGGAAUUCGAAAUAGUAAGACAUUGAGAGCUCAAAUGUUAGCAUGUGGAUGUGCUCUUGGUAUUGGUGCUAAUUUUGGUGCUCCUGGAGGUGGUGUUUUAUUUGCUUUGGAAGCCAUUGGAACUUAUUAUUCAGUGAGAACAUAUAUCAAAUCCUUCUUUGUUGCAGUAUUGGCUGCUCUCACAGCUCGUCUCUUACAUUCAGCAGUUUCUAAUCAAUUCACAUUUCUACCAAGUGCAUGGAAUAUUAAUUUCACUCUACCAGCAUAUACCAUUCCAGAUUUAUUUUCAUUUAUAUUUUUAGGAGUUUAUUGGGAUUGA
Naegleria lovaniensis is the source of this 1524-nucleotide messenger RNA. RefSeq lists its product as uncharacterized. Gene Ontology annotation, biological process: transmembrane transport; chloride transport. The record is from RefSeq and is a predicted model, not a curated record. Gene Ontology annotation, cellular component: membrane. NCBI's taxonomy places the organism in Eukaryota, Heterolobosea, Eutetramitea, Acrasida, Naegleriidae. Gene Ontology annotation, molecular function: voltage-gated chloride channel activity. The coding region runs from base 1 to 1524 and encodes 507 amino acids. The transcript is spliced from 4 exons.